AUGAUAUCAGCGACGACUCCGAACGUAACUCCUGGCAGACUCGCGGCGGGAAAGCAACUUGACGGCGGCAGAGUAUACCACCGGGGAGGGGAGCGCUACCUGCGUGGGGACCCUUCGGACCAUUCCGGUGGCGCUGACAAGGUCGCUUGUUGCGAUGGUGCCUGUGAGUGUCUUCACGCCACACACACUCGCCCCCACAUUUUCGACAGGCGUAACGUCUUCGAACGCCUGACUGACGUGCGCUUUUACACAGGCACCAGCCGGUACCGAUUCGAUGAACUGGGGAACGGCCGCGGCAAAGCAGGCCGCGAGGACCUCAACGUCAAGACGGGAUGGGCGCCGUGUCCGCAGCGCCCGACGGAAGUGUACUCUUCGGCACUGCGCGUCAUGCGCCAGCCUGUGGUGGAACCUGGCACACUGGGCGUUCAGAAAUUCGGCACACAGGCUAUUCCACCUAAACUUAUUUGGGUAUACAGAAAUGGGGACGCCUGCCACAUGGGCACGUCCUUUUUCGUCAAAGCCUGCUACCGAAACCUCAACCAACUCUUCAGGGGACUCACCGGACCAAUCCAACCCAUUGCUGGACCCGUUCGCAGAUUAUAUGACCAAAACCUCCAAUUAGUCACCCACAUGGCCGAACUGCUCGACGGAGGCAAGUACCUCGCCACUUCAGGAGAACCGCCCGCCCCCCUGGAACGCCUCAGAAUCUUCCUGAGCCCAUAUAUCGAAACCGAACCGGCAGCUUAA
This is a messenger RNA of Gregarina niphandrodes, 747 nucleotides long. RefSeq lists its product as hypothetical. The coding region runs from base 1 to 747 and encodes 248 amino acids. Gene Ontology annotation, molecular function: tubulin binding. Gene Ontology annotation, biological process: intracellular signal transduction; microtubule polymerization. The record is from RefSeq and is a predicted model, not a curated record. Lineage: Eukaryota; Apicomplexa; Conoidasida; Eugregarinorida; Gregarinidae. The transcript has a single exon.